AUGGCUGCUGUAAUGGAACUUAACUCGAAUGGUUGCCCAUGCAAGGAGAAUGGAAUCAAUGGAAGCAAUGGUGAUUACGAAAAACUGAUUACAUUUGAGGAUUUCCCGAAAUUCGACGAAACACAGGAGAUACUCUUCCCUCCUAGCCUGAUUGUGGAAAAGUCAGUAAGCGAUUUGUUCUUGGAAGGUACUCGAGUAAAACUGGUAGCACCGGUUUCAUGGAAGCUAUUCGAUGACUGCUUUCAAGAGGCUGCACGCUCUCAAAAACUGCCUGCCAGAUGGGUAAGUGUCCAUAACCUACCGCUGAUGGGAACUGUCGAGGUUAACGAGGACGAAGUCUCAAUCGGUGCCGCAGUCAACAUUACGGACUUUGUCAAAUCACUGGAAAAGUAUUGUGACCGAUCGAUUAGCACACCAAUCAGAAAACUUUUCGACAAGUACUCUUCUAUGCAAGUAAUGAACGUAGCGACUUGGGUUGGUGGCUUGUUCACAGGAGCAAGCGAUACUCUGUCACUAUUCAUGGCUUUCAAUCCAAAGCUGGUUGUCAGGGAGUUGGGAGGUGCUUUCACAUCAGCACAAUUCUCUGACUUCAUGGAUGACCAAGGCCGUAUAAAGUUGAAAAGAGGUGCAGCCGUCGUUGCCACCAUAUUUCCGCGAUCCCAG
Molecule: messenger RNA, 663 nt
Organism: Cooperia oncophora
Lineage: Eukaryota; Metazoa; Nematoda; Chromadorea; Rhabditida; Trichostrongylidae
Source: the annotation of a GenBank genome assembly